UCACUUGGUGAAGGGAUCGGGGCAGUGCUAAUAACUCACGCUCUGGGAAGGCAGUGCUGGGUAACUGAUGAGACAUAGGGUGCACUGUCCAAGCCCAACCAAAUUGAGACUGUCCAGAACCGUCCGUGCAAACUUGAAGGUGCCUCUGCUGUUUUUUGGUACCGCUUAAAUGUCUGGCGAGGUGACAGAUCCCUUUUGAAACACCGGUAGCGUUUUGUGUUACUUUGAACCUGGCAAACAGGAGCGUACGCAGUGACUGUCACAUGAAUUCCUCAAGGAUAAUGGACCCUAAGGUGCGAGAGACUGAAGGAGAUGGAGAGGACAAUUCAGGAAAGAAAAAAUCGAAGUUCAAAUCUUUCAAAAAGUUUUUUGGUAAAAAGAAAAGGAAAGAACCAUCUUCUGUGAGCAGCGGUCUGAAGCUUUUCCAGUCAACGAGCGAUGUUGCAGCCUCACACGACACGCACAUUAAUUAUGAUUCUGAAGACGAACUCGAGACACAUAAAGGCAUUAUGGGAAGCAGAGCUUUGUCACAUGAUAGCAUUUUCAUCCCUGAGACUGGGCAAGAGUCUGCAAGGCCAGUAAGAGUGUUUUCUCAAGAAAACAUUUCUGACCGGAUUAGAGCUUUACAGUUGAAACUCCAGCCAACCAUGAAAUUAGGACCUCCACCUCCAUUUGGACUUCAUGCAAAGCGAACAGAGGAUGCUGGGACUAGUUCUGAAGAUGAUGGAUUACCCAGGAGCCCUCCAGAAGUGUCUUUGCUCCUUGAAAACUUAUAUUCAGGCACAACAACAAGAUUCUCUGACUCUCACAAGCACCUUAGCUCUUUGAGUUUAGCUGGAACAGGCAGUGAAGAAGAAGAACAGGUUACUUUAGGUCCUUCUUCUAGAUCUCACUCCACAGACGGUCAGCUGUUCCCUAGGCAUGGAAGUGCUAAAACUGGAACUCCCCAGAUAUCUGACAGUACCAUCUCGCCUGCAGCCAAUUUUGACACUCCACCUGAACUUUCCUCUUGCUUGGAUAAUUCUGCUGCUAGACACAAGCUUUUAAUAAAACCCCGGAACCAGAGAUCCAGUAAAAUGAGAAGAUUUUCUCAGAGGACCCAGUCUGAAUCUCUGACUGAUUUGAGCUGUACCCCAGAAGAAGAAGAAGAGGAGGAUGAUGAAAAGGAGAUGCAGACAGACUUGCCAGAUGCUGUAUUUAAACCCAGCAAUCAAGAACUGCCAUGCAGCACAGCUGCAGCGCAGGAUGUGGCUUCCUGGCCAAAGCCCAGAAUGCCUGAGGACCUUCCCCCUGCUUUGAGACCAGCGAUGACUCAGCCUGCUUCUGAGUCCGCUGUUGUACAGGAAGCCCUGCUACCAGAGAAUAAACCAGAGGGCUGCCAACCAACACUGGAAGCAACGUGUGUGAAGUCUGAGUCCCCAUUGCUGUUAGAAGGCAAAGACUCUGCAACUUCUUCCUGCUCUGGUCCAGACAGAGAAGUACAAAAGCAAGAAGAUUCCUCAGAAACACCAGUUCUGUUGUCAGGGGAAGUGAGCGAUGUGUCGAUCAAUAUUUUCAAUCAAGAAAAUAAGGAGCUUCCUACUGUGUUUUCAGUAAAUAAAAUACCAUCUGAAGAAGAUAUUUCAAUUAGUAGGAACAGCAUUGUUUGCUUGGAAGGGUCAGAAGAAAAUAUACAGAAGGACGCUCAGAUACCUGUGGAAACGGCCGGUAAUAAAGAGGCAAAGAAAGAGGUUGCUCUAUUGUCGGAGUCCAGCAAGCAAUUUUCCACAGAUCCUUUCCAACCCACAGACUCAGUCCGUGUUUCACAUCCUGCUUUCUCAAUACAGAUGGGAUCAUCUGCUUCCUGCUUUCUAGAGAAAACAAAGGCUGCACAAGAGGCAGCUGCUUCUGGGAAGGAGAACGGUCAGCCAGUGGUCCACAAGGAGGAACUUCCGGAGAAGAAAGCUGAAAAAGCAGCCAAUGGACUAAAUGCCUUGAGAAAGUUUUCUGUUUCCUCUGCGCGGGAGAGACCAAGGACCAGAAGCCUACACUUCCCAGAAAGAUCAGAGUUGGAAAGCCCCCUAAAUACUGGAGUCUUCCUGUCCAAAGCAAAAGUCUCCUCAAGAAACGAGAAGUGGAAUGAAGACUCGCAGAAGGGAUCAGAUGUGGAGGAAGAGAAAAGCAGCAACAAAAAGCAGACUUUGCUGCCAGGGUCUGACUCUGAGAACACGGGCCAACCUACAGAAAUGUUGGCUGGCUGCGUUUCUCUGGCUGUCGAUGCGGUGCCGGUGCCAAGUGAUUCUUCUGUGGUAUCUCAGAAUCAGCCAAGCUGUGAAGAUAAAACUCCUUUUCAAGUGAAACUUAGAUCCACCUCACUGUCCUUGAAAUAUAGAGACAACUCAUCACCAGAAUCAAAAGAGAUUAAAAGAUACAGUGCAGAGUUUAAUUUAGAAAACGAGGGAUUGGCUUCUUUUCUAAGAGGUGAUAAGGCACAGAUCAAAAAAAUGGCCGAUACAAAUAUUGGUGAUUCUUUAAAUGAAAAGAUCAAACCCAAAGCAAAGUCCUCUGAACAGCUUAGUAGCAAACCUCCAUUGCCUAAAAAGCCAGCCUUGCAAAACAUAACCGUUCCAAACACUACUGCAAACAAGGAGAAGCAGGACAAAGGUAUUCACCCUCCUGAAUCCAGAAAUGAAGACAGAGACUUGGAGAAAAAGUCAAAUCCUUGUAAAGUGCCUGAGAGAAGCGUGCCUUCCCCCAUGGCUGCUGGAGACUCUGGAAGAGAUCCCGACAGUCCUGCAGAGCCAGCCUGGAUUUCCAUAGCAAGGCAAAAGCAGAGGGGUGUGCAGCAGGAGCAGGAACUCGACAGAGAAAAACUGGUGGCUCUGGAUGUGAAGUCAGAUACAGAGAAACAAAAUAAAGAGAAGGAACGAACAGAGGGGUCAGUGAAGCAGCAAUGGAGCAAACCUUCACACUUGGCACCUAAAACCACUUCUGACGAACAGAGAAAAGAGACGAAGUCCGAAGUGAAGGAGCUGCUGCCGAGAACCAGUUCCCUGUCACACUAUGUCCCUGUAGCUCCGACACCAGCACUGGGGGAUAAAGAGGAGAUAAGCCACUUCAAGAAAGCCAGUAACACUGCUCCGGAUCAGCCAUCGUGGAUGGAACUGGCCAAAAAGAAAUCACAGGCUUGGAGUGAUAUGCCCCAGAUUAUAAAAUAGAACAAUGCAAACAAAUAGCAUCUUCCAUAAUUAAGUCAACUACUUAACUGAACUUCUACAGACCAGCUAAUCACAGUGAACAAUCUCUUGAUACAGCAGAAGGGUUUUAUUACACAGCUGUGGAGAAAGUGUGCAAUAGGUGCAGUCAAAAAGUUUACCUUCAACUUUGUAGCAAUCAGGAUUGCAAUGGCAACGCAUUACUUAAAUUAUGCUAAGGACAUACUUACCCUUUGGAAAAUAAAACUUUUACCUUA
This is a messenger RNA of Calidris pugnax (ruff), 3451 nucleotides long. RefSeq names its product KIAA1211-like ortholog (gene CRACDL). The transcript has 11 exons. Bases 264 to 3197 code for a protein of 977 amino acids. The record is from RefSeq and is a predicted model, not a curated record. NCBI's taxonomy places the organism in Eukaryota, Metazoa, Chordata, Aves, Charadriiformes, Scolopacidae.